AGAGAGCAACAGGUCUAAUCCUGUCUGUGCACGACUGCCUAUGGAUAACAAGGGCCUGAAACACUUAUCAUUUUAUUUGAUGCAUUGUUUCUAAAUUUCUGUAAAGUGGAGCAAUGAUAUUUCGGACAGCAGUAGAGCAUGCUAAGAAGCACCCUGGCCUCAUCCCCCAGUUCUUCUUCAUCUGUUUGGGAAUGGGCGGUGCAUCUAUGUAUCUGAUCCGGUUGGCCAAAGGACCCCAUGUCACCUGGAACAAGACCAAUAACCCUGAACCAUGGAAUAAACUUGACCCCACGUAUCAGUACAAGUUUGUGGCCAUUACCACCGACUACAAAAACCUGAAGAAAGAUGGACCUGAGUUUUGAUUCUCUCACUGGCCUCCUCCUCUUUCAAACCAGAGUGAAAAAAAAAAAAAACAGAAAAUCCUGAUCCAGGGUCAGAUUCACUCCCCCCUUGGUGUCUCACCGGUAAAUGUGACCAGGAAUUGUCAGUAAAAUAUCCUGAAGGAUAUUAUGUAGUAUUUCUACAUAAUUACACUUAUGCAGGAGAGAUAUGACACUCAUAUGCACAUACUCCCCACUGUACCAGACAAGUGGUAUUGCAUUUCUUAGCCAAUUUAAUACAAUUAAGGGAUACACAGAUAACUGUUUUUUUAACCAUGCUGCUGUGUUUUAGAAAUGUCAGUGUAUUAUUUUGAAUGUUUCAGGCAUCUAUUGGUUUCCAUUCACCUCUGUAAGAUAUGAAAAUGAAUUAUCUGUCUCCUAAAAGCUGCAGUGGAUUAUGCAAAUAAGCUUCAAAAGUCUGCUAAUUGUUUGGAGACUGCACCGCAAUAAAUUGAGAAAAACAGCUGCCUGGAACAGAGGGGGAAAAUACAUCUGAAAAAUGCAUGCAUCCAAAUGCAUGUGUGUUUUUUUUAUCAACUGGCACAUGAUUGUUGGUUUAGCAGCCACUAAAUUCAACAAUUACUGUGUAAGUUAUGAUACAAAAAGGCAGAGAUGCAUAAACUGGACUGGAUUCUUUCAAUAAACAAACUGUCAGUUUCAUGUUGGGAUGAGAGUCUUUGUAGCCAACCUGCACAGUGACUGUCCUCCACCACCUGCAUGGAACUGAGUCAGAUACAGAUCUUUUUUCCACAUCCUAAGAUUAAAAAUACACAAUCAGUAACUCUGAUGGAACAGAUCCAUCUGCUGGCAGUGCAGCUGCCACUUUUCAGUCUGAUUGGUGCUUCUAUGACCACAUUUAGUAGUGUGUGUGCGUGUGUGUAUGUUUGUCUUAAUGCACCAGUGCGUGUGAGACAGCAGCCAUGUGCCUUUGAUCAGCAACAGCAGUGGCAGGAUGCUGAGCAGUCUCUCAGCAUGGCGUUGAUGUAUGACAGCAGAGCGCAGUGUGUACAACCUGAGUGCACACACGCAAGCGUGCACACACACACGCACGCACGCACGCACACACACACACACACACACACACACACACACACACACCAUAUGAACUCUUUUUCUUGUUGACUUUUAACAUCUAAAUCCACAUCCAUUUUUGCAAAGAGAUGCCGAUGAAGAGGAGAAAAGUGGUUGACAAUUUAUUGUUUAAGUCACAAACACUGUUUUCUAGGAGGAUGUGGGCUUCAUACUCAACUUUGCAUCCUUCAUUCUUGCUUUAUUCUUUAAAGGGUGACUCUCUAAGCAGUGAACAAAGU
Molecule: messenger RNA, 1690 nt
Organism: Perca flavescens (yellow perch)
Lineage: Eukaryota; Metazoa; Chordata; Actinopteri; Perciformes; Percidae
Gene: ndufa4l2a
Product: NDUFA4 mitochondrial complex associated like 2a
Exons: 4
Coding region: 114-362 (82 amino acids)
Cellular component (GO): respiratory chain complex IV
Source: RefSeq, a predicted model, not a curated record